This is a messenger RNA of Talaromyces rugulosus, 1230 nucleotides long. RefSeq lists its product as uncharacterized. Gene Ontology annotation, cellular component: cytoplasm. The record is from RefSeq and is a predicted model, not a curated record. The transcript has 4 exons. Bases 1 to 1230 code for a protein of 409 amino acids. NCBI's taxonomy places the organism in Eukaryota, Fungi, Ascomycota, Eurotiomycetes, Eurotiales, Trichocomaceae.
AUGGAUGACGACGAUGCACCGCCAGAGCUGGUCGACGUGACGGCAUUGCCAGAGGAAAGCCGGCGAGAGUCGCAGGAAGAAGCGGCCGCUCGAGUGCCCAUCACGCUGGUCACUGGCUACUUGGGCGCUGGCAAAACGACCUUGCUGAACUAUAUCCUGACGGAGAAGCAUGGCAAGAAAAUCGCCGUGAUUAUGAACGGUCUGUAUGCCCUCCGUCAAAUUCCUGGGUGCUUCCAAUCUAAUGCAAUCUUAGAAUUCGGAGACUCAACCGACAUUGAAAAGUCCUUGACCGUCAACCAAGGUGGCCAAGAAGUUACCGAAUGGCUCGACGUCGGCAAUGGCUGUAUAUGCUGUUCUGUCAAAGACUCUGGCGUCCAGGCGAUUGAAUCGCUGAUGGACCGCAGCGGCACUUUUGACUAUAUCCUGCUCGAAACCACCGGGCUCGCAGACCCUGGCAACAUCGCGCCUCUAUUCUGGGUCGAUGACGGCCUGGGAAGCUCGAUCUACCUUGACGGCAUCGUAACACUCGUAGACGCAAAGAAUAUUCUGCGGUUACUAGACGAACCGGCCCCUGAAGAAACCAGCCAUGACGGACACGAAGACCAUACAGGCCCAGCGCUAUCAAUGGCCCAUCUGCAAAUAUCACACGCAGACGUGAUAGUCCUGAACAAACUUGACCUGAUCACGCCGACCGAACUCGAUGCUGUCCGUCAACGAAUAACCUCCAUCAACGGCGCUGCCAAAAUCCACACCACCGACCACAGCCGCACACCACAGAUUGAAGGUGUUGUGCUCGAUCUGCACGCGUACGACCAGCUUGGAAAGCUGAAUUUCCAAGAAAAGGGCCACGCUCACAUUGACCCUAAGAUAUCCACUAUUGCACUGACUCACCCGAAAAUAGGACCUGAACAGAUACCGCGCGUUGACGAAUGGCUGAGAUCUGUUUUGUGGGAGAGCAUCCUACCUGUUGCUGCUGGAGAAGAGACAGAAGUUCCUCAAUUCGAGAUUCAUCGUCUAAAGGGAAUCCUGGCUUUGACCGAUGGGUCCUUCAAAGUGAUUCAGGCCGUGAGAGACGUGUUCGAAAUCAGAGACUCGGCCAACCGUGAACGCCAGCAGGAUGAUGACGAGGCGCCUGAUCACUGUAAAAUUGUGAUUAUAGGUCGCGAUCUUGGACAAAGCACGGAGCUUUGGGAACGGAGUUUCAAGUCAUUUAUGGAAGAGCAGUCUUGA